CGAGAUCCUGAUCCCGCCCACCGGUCUUCAUACUCAACUCGACCACCCCUGCUCAUGCCUUUCGAGCAAUGACCACCAAUGCCACGUCCAGCCAAGCCGGCAGCGGCAGAAUAGCCCUCCAGGCGCACGGAAAGGAGGCCGCGUUCGCAGAGCUUUCGUGCACGUACCCGCUCAAGCUCUUAUCGCCCCGCACGCCGCAGGACGGCGUCGCGGUCGUCUACAUGCUCACCUACGGCGGCGGCCUCGUCGGUGGAGACCGCAUCGCGCUCUCUGUGGACGUCGGUGCGCGCACAACGCUGAUGCUGCUUUCUCAGGGAUCGACCAAGGUGUUCAAGACGCGCCGCGGCGGGAGGGCGUCCGUCCAGCACAUCACCACGUCGCCCGCAGGAGCGAUGGCCUCUUCGACCCAGCGAAUGGACGUGCACGUCGCGGACGGCGCACUGCUCGCCCUCCUCCCCGACCCGGUGACGUGCUUCCGCGCGGCGUCGUACCACCAAGCGCAGACAUUCCACCUCCACGGCCGCGCGUCCGCCGUGCUCCUCGACUGGCUCACGUCCGGCCGCCGCGCGCUCGGCGAGGAAUGGGCAUUCGCGCGCUACUUUAGCGUCAACGAGGUCUUCAUCGACGGGAAGCGCGUCGCGAGGGACGCGAUGCUGCUCGAGGAGGAAGAGGGGGAGGAGGGGGAGGCCGACGCCGCGCGGUCUGCCGCGCUGCCGCGGCGCGUGCUAGGCGACCGGCUCGCGCCAUAUUCGUGCUACGCGACGCUAAUUCUGUGCGGGCCAGCGAUGGCGGACGUCGUGCGGGUUCUGGACGAUCGGUACCGCGAGAUCAGCGUGUACAAGCACCGCUCCGCGCCAGAGCUGCUGUGGUCGCUCAGCGCCGCGGCGGGUGACGGCGGGCGGAUCGUGAGGGUCGCGGGGAGAGAGACGGAGGACGUGAGGACGUGGCUGAGGGAGUCUCUGAGCGGACUCGAGGGCCUCCUCGGGGCCGAUACGCUUCGGCGGGCGUUCGUGUAAGACCAUUCUGGCCUCGGCAGGCGGUGACUAUGUGACCCGCCAAUCCAUGCAACCCCCCUCCCAGACCGUACUACCGCUGCGCUAUGGAAUCUUUCACGAGUGUC
This is a messenger RNA of Heterobasidion irregulare TC 32-1, 1120 nucleotides long. RefSeq lists its product as uncharacterized. NCBI's taxonomy places the organism in Eukaryota, Fungi, Basidiomycota, Agaricomycetes, Russulales, Bondarzewiaceae. The transcript is spliced from 2 exons. Gene Ontology annotation, molecular function: nickel cation binding. Bases 69 to 1016 code for a protein of 315 amino acids. The record is from RefSeq and is a predicted model, not a curated record.